GCGGCUCUUUUUGCUGGUGCCUGGUGCGGCUGCCAUCAGCUCCACGGACUGCUGGGUGGGCGGGUGGACCCCCGAGAUCUGCUGCAGCGCCCCGGGCGCCAAGGGCAACCCGCUGUGCUGGGACUCGGUCUUCACCUACGACAGAUGCUGCACAGAGACUGAGGAAGGCAUUCAGUUCGACCUACGGCGGCGGAACUUUGUGGCAGACAUGGUGCGAAGGGGCGCCACGGUCCACUUCGACAUCCGCCACGUGUCCGGGGGGCGCACCGGCGCGGUAGCUUCCAGGGCGCUCUCCGCGCGUUCCACGGUGCUGAGAGUGCCCUCCACACAGGUCUUCUCGCUGAAAAGCGUUCACUCUGCGGUUAUGGAAGCUUCCAGGCACAAUAGCUGCGACGCGCAUGCGGUCUUGGGCCUUGGCUUGGCGCUGGAAAGGGUCAACCCGAAUUCCGUCUUGGCAGACUGGAUCAAGCUCCUGCCGCUCACUUUUGCCAAUGUGCUUUGGUUUUCCGAGAGGCAGUUGGAGCUGGUGAAGAGGACCUUCUUCUCCUACAUUGUGCAGAACUGGUUCGAGGAUCUGGAUUGCAUGGGCCGGGCGGUGCGGGAGAUGAAUCCCAACCUCUGGCGUGGCCGCGCGGUGACCAAAGAGGACCUGCGGUGGGCCCUGAGCGUGGUGAAGACUCGCGGCUUCGCCUUUGAGGGCACACGGGAGAGCACCAUGCUGAUUCCCCUGGCCGACUUCCUGAAUCACAACAUGGUAGCCAGCGUCAGAACUGCAACACUGGCAGAGGACGCGCUGCGCUUCGUGGCUACGAAGGAUGUGAUGCCCGGAGAUGUCGGGGGCCCAGUUGGCCCGCACCGAGCGGCCCACUGCCACACGGGCUUGGUUGUGGCUGGCAUGUCAGAGAUGAAGACGGGAAACGUUGACUUCUGGGGCGUGAAGCGGAAGAGGACGAAAGUGUUCGAGGAGCCCACAGAUGCUGCGGGCUGGGCCAGUCGAGCCUUCCGAGCCUAUCAGAGUAGCAGCAAGGCGGUGCGUGAGGCAAAGCUGCAGCAGGCUGAAGCUGAGAAACACGCCGAGAAGCAGGCCGAGGCCGCCAUGCUGCAGUCGCGCGUCAAUGCGGUCGCCUAUGCCGUGAAGAGCCCCUCCGUGCUGCCCUAUGUGAAGUUCUGCGGCCAGCUGGCGAAGCGGCUCAAAGCCCUGAGGGCCUCUGAUGCGGAUGGCUCCGCCAACCUGGAGAUGCGGAGGUUCUGCGCGGGCCUGGAGAACUUCCUGGACGCGUCGGCGCGCCGCCCUGAGACGCUGGCCACCCGGGCCGGGCUGCGGCUCUACGACGUGCCGCCCUUGGAAUAUCCCGCGAAGCCUCAGUGGAUGCCGUCGGUGCCUUCGUUUCACGUCCCCGCCGGCCUGAGCGGUGCAGCUGCGGCCAAGCUGGCGCAGGUCAAGCAGCUGGGGAUGCCCGAGAGCUUGCUGAUGUGGCAACGUGCUGAGCCGUGGAGAGUGUCCAGUUGCAAGCGCCGCACGCGAAGUGCCGCAUUCUUCUGA
Effrenium voratum is the source of this 1543-nucleotide messenger RNA. The record is from the annotation of a GenBank genome assembly. Lineage: Eukaryota; Dinophyceae; Suessiales; Symbiodiniaceae.